AUGAAAGAAGAGCAGCUGCUUGUGAACCGUGAAGACGAAUCGUUGGGGUAUGCAAGCUCCGCACCGCAACUAGUGCAAAACCCUGUUGUGGCCUGGGCAGUUAGAGGUCUCGGCUUGUUGCUCUUUUUCGUAGUGGUUCUAGGGGUCCAAGGAAGCCCUUUGCAGGCUCCACGCGUGACCCGCCUAGCGACCGAGGCAACCACGUGGGUAGAGAUGCUACCAACUGACGUUGUCAGUCAUAUGGAUAGAAAUGUGGACCCGUGUGACGACUUGUACACGUUUAGUUGCGGCUCAUGGCUGAAAAAUAUGAAGAUUCCGGAAGACGAGUCGAGUGUGUCCUUGAUCAUGGAUAAGUUAAAUGAUGAGAAUGAAAAGGUGUUGAAGCACGUGAUGCAUCAAGGUUGGCCGCUCGUGGGCGAGUUGUACGACUCGUGUAUGAGCUUUAACAACACGAGCAGUACGACGGCGGAUGACGCGUCAUUAAAGGUCCUGUCGCCGGUAUUGGAUCAGAUUGCUGCGACAAAGAAUAAGAGGAAGCUGUUUCGAUUGGCAGGAGUCUUGUUCAAAACAGGAACAAGCUUUGUGACAAGACUUGGUGUCCAAGCGGAUGCUCGAAAAUCGACCGUGAACGCGUUGUAUGCAUCGCAAAAUGGACUGUCACUGCCAGAUUUACCGUAUUAUAUGGACCGAAAGAAGUUUGACUCCAUCAGUGACGCAUUCCAUGCGUACGUGGUGAAGUUGUUUAUGUUAGCUGGAUGGGGGUCGCGUGCAGCAGCGUCGCAAGCUUCUACAAAUCGCAUGAGCGUGGCCCAAGCUGCUGAUAGAUAUCCGUUGGUUUUCUCCGAGUUUUUAAAGGGCACAGGGAUACUUAGGAACCUCACAGAUCAGAACGCUGACGUGAUCGUGCAAACGCCAGAAUUUUUUAAGCAUGUUGAACAGCUCGUGACUGGAGAUUCUGUGACUUUGGAAACCCUGAAAGCUGUACUGAUGUACCAGUUUAUCAGCGCCAAGGCAGAAUACCUCAGCGAGCCAUUCAUUCAGGCGAAAUUCCCUUUUUUUGAUCGGACUAUCAGCGGUCAGAAGAAGCGUUCCCCGCGAUGGAAGGUGUGCCUUGACCUUGUUAGCAACAACUUUCCUGAUUUAGUGGGCAAGCAUUUUGCGCACCUUCGGUUCGACAAAACUAGUAGGCAACUUGCCAGCAAACUUGUGGCGCAAGUUCAAGCGUCGAUGCAGAAGAACCUCAAGCAGAUGGAUUGGCUGGACGGGCCUACUCGGCAAGCCGCUGUUGAUAAGCUAGACAAGAUGACUAAUCUUACUGGGUAUUCGACUGUCUCCGAGCACUUUCCGUACAAACUACGUGGCGACGCACUACUUGCAGACAAUAUGCGGAUCAUCGUGGAGCAUCUGUUUUAUCGAUCUGUAGAACAGAUCGGUGGUCCAGUGAACCGCAACGAAUGGAUAGUGACGGGUGCUGAAACGAGCGCGUAUUAUGACCCGCAAACGAACCAGAUCGUACUCCCUGCUGGCAUCCUACAGUCGCCAUUUUUCGCUUCGGAACAUCACCCUGCACGCAACUUUGCUUCUACUGGUCAUACCAUCGGUCACGAACUCAUUCAUGGCUUUGAUGCCUCCGGAAGAUAUUACGAUGGUGACGGCAGCUUGCAGAACUGGUGGAGCAACGACACAGCAAACAAGUUUUUACAGCGGGCUGAUUGUCUCGUGAAGCAAUACAAUAGUUUUGCAGCGACGAGUGAUGCAGACAGGAUAAGGUGCUUGGUUACGUCGACGGGAGCUUCACCUUAA
Peronospora farinosa is the source of this 1803-nucleotide messenger RNA. The record is from the annotation of a GenBank genome assembly. NCBI's taxonomy places the organism in Eukaryota, Oomycota, Peronosporomycetes, Peronosporales, Peronosporaceae.